Messenger RNA from Cuscuta europaea, 747 nucleotides. The record is from the annotation of a GenBank genome assembly. Lineage: Eukaryota; Viridiplantae; Streptophyta; Magnoliopsida; Solanales; Convolvulaceae.
CAGGUUACCUUUCUAAGACACGACCGGUUGGAAAGGAUUGUGUUGAUCCUUUGGAGAAGUACAAAGACCAACUCACAAAAGAAGUGUGGGAAGAUUUUGUGGCCAAGAGUACGACUCCAGAGUUUAUGGCUUUGAGUGAGAAGAACAAACAAGCAGCGCUACAGAACAUUUUUCCUCAUCAUAUGGGUCGUUCAGGAUAUGUGCUUUCCAUGGCGAAAUGGAAAGAGCAAGGCUUAUUAGACCGGUUUCUUCCGACAUCGGAGGUAGAUUCAACGAAGUCUAGCACAACCACAACUGAAGAAAUUCCAAGACAUGUAAGCUGGUUUUGUGCUAGGUCGGGAUUGACAUCUGAUGGACAUUUAGCUUUUCCCGGUAAUACUGAUGGCAUGAAAGAGAAAAAAAACAAAUUGGACAAAAUUCAAGAUGACAUAGCUGCAGGGACAUGGAAGCCAAUUGAACGACAUGAUAUUUUGACUGAGGUUGUAGGGAAACCUGACUACCUUGGCUGUGCACGUGGCAUUGGUGAUGGUAUGGGUUAUACUCGAGUGUUUGCAGCAGAGCGUAGAGGUGGACGGCGUGAUAAAGUGGGUAAUUUGAGUGAGGAUGAUUUGAAAAAGUUGCAAGAGAGAUGGUUGAAAGAUAUGCAUCACUACUUUGUUCCUAGAGGUGAACAACCUACCAUGAGAUCAACGCAAGCUUCUGAGUCAGGCCAAGUUGAUACAAUGAACUCCACGGCUGAUAUUCCAC